This is a messenger RNA of Cavia porcellus (domestic guinea pig), 7038 nucleotides long. RefSeq names its product TRIO and F-actin binding protein (gene Triobp). The transcript is spliced from 18 exons. Bases 16 to 6126 code for a protein of 2036 amino acids. Gene Ontology annotation, molecular function: actin filament binding. Gene Ontology annotation, cellular component: actin cytoskeleton. The record is from RefSeq and is a predicted model, not a curated record. Gene Ontology annotation, biological process: positive regulation of substrate adhesion-dependent cell spreading. NCBI's taxonomy places the organism in Eukaryota, Metazoa, Chordata, Mammalia, Rodentia, Caviidae.
UCUUUGGGAAAACUCAUGGGAUGUUUCUCCCCCAGCAGCCUAUCCCCAACGACAGGGCUUUCUGACCAGGCCUCUAUAGCUGUUCCCAGGAGCCAGCCUGGGGGCCUUGAGGCAGUGGAAAGGCUAGCUUCCUCUCCAUGUGACAAGAGCCCCGAUUCUGACACCAGCUCCGGUCCUGACAGUGACACCCCUGAUGAUACCAGCAACUCCUCUUCUGUGGACAAGGUCCCCAGCCCCGACGAGCUCACCGUGAUGAUCCCUCGGAAGGCCCAGGAGGGGCCAAGAGCUGACAGUGCCCAAAGAGUCACCAGGUCCCCUGUGAGAGGAGACAGCGCAGGCCAGAGAAAAGAGGACGCGGGCGGUGGGAGUCGGAGCCCAGGACAGCACUGGGCGAAGCUCCGGGGAGAAAGUGGCUACUUCUCCUUGGAGCGACAUCGCUCCUCCACAGCCCAGGCUUCCUGCGAGACACCGCAGCAUGGGCCUCGAAGCAGCCACCAGGCCUCCUCGGCCCAAAGGGACAUUGUCCAGGCUCCUUCUGCACAGCGAGAAUCCCCACGAGCCUCCUCUCCUCACCAAAUCACCCAGAGGGACAACCCCAGGACCUCGUCCACCCCACAGGACACCCCCAGGGCCUCGUCCACACAGCGGAACACCCUGAGCACGUCCUCUCCCUCAAGAGUCUCCCAGAGGGACAACCCCAGGACCUCGUCCCCUCAAAGGAACAAUCCUCAGCUCUCUUCCCCCCUCAGGGCCACCCCAAAAGAUAGCCCAAGAACCCCCUCUACCCAACAGGACAACCCCCAGAACUCCUUUCCUACAUCUUCUCCACAGUGGGAAAACCCCAGGACAUCAUGUGCCCAAAAGGACAAUGCCAGAGUCACUUCUCCCAACCGAACCACCCAACGGGAAACCCCCAAGUCAUCUUGUGCCCAACGGGACAAUCCCAGAACUUCCUCUCCUGGCCGAAAUUCCCAAAGAGAAAACUCUAGAACAUCAUGUGCCCAACAGGACAGUCCCAGGGCCUCUUCUCCAAAUCGAACCUCUCAGAGGGAAAACUCUAGAACAUCCUGUGCCCAGCGAGACAAUCCCAGAGCAUCCUCUCCUGGCCGAACUUCCCAAAGAGAAAAUUCUAGAACUUCCUCUGCCCAACGGGACACUUCCAGGUCUUCAUCUCCUAAUCGAACUUCCCAAAGAGAGAAUUCUAGAACAUCCCGCCCCCAACGGGAUAAUCCCAGAGUCUCUUCUCCAAAUCGAACCUCUCAGAGGGAAAACUCUAGAACAUCCUGUGCUCAACGAGACAAUCCCAGAGCCUCCUCUCCUAGCCAAACUUCCCAAAGAGAAUGUUCUAGAACAUCCUGUCCCCAACGGGACAAUCCCAGAGCUUCUUCUCCAAAUCGAACCCCUCAGAAGGAAAACUCUAGAACAUCCUGUGCCCAACGAGAGAAUCCCAGAGUCUCCUCUCCUAGCCGAACUGCCCAAAGAGAAAGUUCUAGAACAUCCUGUCCCCAACGGGACAAUCCCAGAGCCUCCUCUCCAAAUCGAACCCCUCAGAAGGAAAACUCUAGAACAUCCUGUGCCCAACGAGAGAAUCCCAGAGCCUCCUCUCCUAGCCGAACUUCCCACAGAGAAUGUUCUAGAACAUCCUGUCCCCAACAGGACAAUCUCAGAGCCUCCUCUCCAAAUCGAACCCCUCAGAGGCAAAACUCUAGAACAUCUUGCACCCAGCGGGACAAUCCCAGGUCUUCAUCUCCCAACCGAACCCCCCAGAACGAAAACCCCAGAACUUCCUGUAUCCAACAAAACACCCCCAAAACGUCUUCCACCCACCGAGACAACCCAAAAGUCUCUUGCAGCAGGUGGGAGCACCUCAGAAGCGCCUGCACCCAGCGGGAUCCCGCGAACUGCUCUUCCCGUCAACGAGACAGUCCUGGGACCUCUCCUCAGAGCUGCACCAAAAGGGACAAUCCUGGACCACCAUCUCCCCGACGGGACACUCAAAGGAGCAACCCCAGGAAUUCGUCUCCUCAUCGAACCAACAAGGACAUCCCCUGGGCGUCCUUUCCCCUCCGGCCCACACCCAGCGGUGGCGCCCGCACCUCUUCCCCAUCUCGCUCCAAGCAAAGCGAGGUGCCCUGGGCAUCCAUUGCCCUCCGGCCAACCCAAGGCGACAGGCCUCAGACCUCCUCUCCCCCCAGGCCGGCCCAGCGGGAGGCACCCCACUCCUGUGCAGCGAUGCAGCCCGGUGCACCAUCCCGAGCAGCCUCCUCUUCCUCCCAUAACCCCGGGCACCUCGGUGCCUCCUCCCCUCUGCACCCUGCGACACGUGGGGCACCCCAGACCUCUUCUGAGCCCUCUCAGCCUCCAUACACUGUGUGCAUCGGCCACCGCGAUGCCCCUCGAGCCUCUUCGCCUCCUCGCUAUCUGCAGCACGACCCGUUCCCCUUCUUUCCAGAACCCCGAGCGGCUGAAAGCGAGCCACCUCACCAUGAGCCUCCCUAUAUGCCACCUGCUGUGUGCAUCGGGCACCGUGAUGCCCCCCGGGCAUCUUCACCCCCUCGCUACACUCAGUUCGACCCCUUCCCCUUCCUGCCAGACACAUCAGACGUCUCAGAGGCUGAGAAGGAGUCACCCCAGCACGACCCUCCACACUUCCCCCCGCCUGUGUGUAUUGGGUACCGGGAUGCACCCCGGGCCUCCUCCCCACCCCGCCAGUUCCCAGAGCCCACCUUCCUGUUCCAGGACCUCCCCAGGGCCAGCACCGAGAGCCUUGUGCCCUCCACGGACUCCCUGCAGGAGCCCCCCCACACCCCCAGCCCUGUGUGCAUCGGCCACCGGGACGCCCCCGCCUUCUCGUCGCCCCCACGCCAAGCCCCUGAGCCCUCACUUUUCUUCCAGGACCCCCCCAGAGCCAGUAUGGAGAGUCUGGCGCCCUCCACCGACUCUGGGCACGGCUGCCCCCUGCCGCUCCCCCAGGUGUGCAUUGGGCACCGCGAUGCACCGCGAGCCUCCUCCCCGCCCCGCCACCCACCCAGUGACCUAGCGCUCCUGGCGCCCUCGCCCCCACCAGGCAGCUCCAGGGGCUCCCGGGGGUCAGCGCCUCCUGGGGAGACCAGGCACAACUUGGAGAGGGAGGAGUACACCGUGCUGGCCGACCUGCCCUCGCCCAGGAGGCUGGCCCAGAGGGAGCCGGGGCCCCAGGCGCAGGGCAGCAACAGGGGCCGCACGCGCAGCCCCGGCCGCACAGAGGUGGAGCGCCUCUUCGGGCAGGAGCGCAGGGUCAUGGCCCCUGCCAAGCAGGCAGAACCAGCCAGGAGGAGCCCAGCAGAGCCUCCUCAACCCAGGAGUCCUGAGAGGCGGCCUGAGGGGGACCGGCGGCUCCAGCAAUCCUCCGGGACAUCAGCCAAGCCCCUGGAGAGGGAGUCGAGGACCAGGACGGAGAGAGCUCUGGAGAGGGGCCAGGGAGGCCCCAGGCAGCGGCUGGGGAGGUGGCAGAGUCAGGAGGAGCUGCCCCAGUCCCAGGGCCCUCACAGACACCUGGAAAGGAGCUGGAGCAGCCGAGAGGAGGGCCCGGGCCCCGGGGGCUGGCCAGGACUUGGGGAGUCCAGCCUAGGGGCUGCCAGAGCCCUGGAGGGAGCAUGGCAGGGCCCUCCCAGGGAGUACAAGGAGAUCUGGGGGCAGCCCGAAUCCUGGGAGGAGCCCCCUAUUAAUGGGCUGCAGGAGCUCCCCCAGAAGCCGGCCCCAAGGGGCUGGGGCAGCCUGCAGGAGCUGUCUGGUCCCUCCCAGCCUGGGAGUCCCCCAGAGAGCUCCUGGGUAGGCCCAACAGAAUCCUCUUAUCCUCAGAGGCCUGAGACGCCCACCACCAUGGGCUGGGGCCCUGAAAGGCCACCCGAGCUGGACUGGAGAGAUCUGCUGGGCCUCUUCCGUGCCCCUGGGGAGGGGGCCUGGGCCCGACUCCCAAGACUGGACUGGGAAGGCCUCUUAGAGCUCCUGCAGGCCAGGCUGCCCCGAAAAGACUCAACUGGACACUGGGGUGAUCCGGCCAAGGCUUCAGGGCCACAGCUGGGUUCCCCAGGCACCAACGAUGACACCCUGGAGCAGGAACCAGGCGGCCAGCCUAAAAGCUGGGCUGAGGCCACUGUCACCAAAGGACACAGCCCUGAGCAGCAGCCCCCGAGCCCAGCCCAGCCGCCCAGCCCAGCCUGCACCUCCACCCAGUGGCCAAAGACACAAGUGACAAGUGGGCCAGUGACCUCACCUCAGCCUGGUCUGCAGCAGGCAGCCCGGCCAGAGCACAGCAGGCCAGCAGAGGGCCCUAGCCCCCCAGGUCCAGAGUUCCAACCAGAGGAGCCCGAGGCAUCAGAACCAAGCAGAGGCCAAGACUCACUGACUGAGCAGGAGCAGGCAGACUCGCCUGAUCUGCUCAACUUCAAGAAGGGAUGGAUGUCAAUCUUGGACAAGCCAGGAGAGUGGAAGAAGCACUGGUUCGUGCUGACGGAUUCCAGCCUCAAGUAUUACAGAGACUCCACGGCUGAGGAGGCAGAUGAACUGGACGGUGAGAUUGACCUGCGGUCUUGCACAGACGUCACGGAGUUCGCAGUGCAGCGAAACUAUGGCUUCCAGAUCCACACCAAGGACGCUGUCUAUACCCUGUCGGCCAUGACCUCGGGCAUCCGGCGGAACUGGAUCGAGGCCCUGAGGAAGACCGUGCGUCCAGCUUUAGCCCCUGAUGUCACUAAGCUCUCGGACUGCAACAAGGAGAACACGCUGCAUGGCUACGGCCCCCAGAAGGGAUCCCUGAAGGCGGGGGAGCAGCGGGCCAGCUCUGAGGUCAGCGGGCGCAGUGGACCCCGCAAGGCGGAUGGGUCCCGGCAGUUGCUGGACUAUGUGGAGCUCUCGCCCUUGACCCAGGGCAGCCCGCAGCGGGCCCGAACCCCGGCCAAGCAGGAGGAGCUGGAGCGGGACCUGGCCCAGCGCUCCGAGGAACGCCGCAGGUGGUUCGAGGCCACAGAUAGCCGAGCCCCCGAGACACCCCCUGGCGAGGCACCACGCCGGGGCCUCGGUGCCCCACUGACCGAGGACCAGCAGAGCCGGCUCAGCGAGGAGAUUGAAAAGAAGUGGCAGGAGCUGGAGAAGCUGCCCCUCAGGGACAACAAGCGGGUGCCACUCACUGCCCUACUCAACCAAAGCCGCAGUGAGCGCCGGGCACCCCCGAGUGACAACCACGAGGCCCUGGAGAAGGAGGUACAGUCUCUUCGUGCCCAGCUGGAGGCAUGGCGAGCCCGAGGGGAGGCUCCUCAGAACGUGGCCAGGCCUCAGGAGGACAGCCAUAUCCCUCCAGGCUAUAUUUCACAGGAGACCUGUGAGCGCAGCCUGGCCGAGAUGGAAUCCUCACACCAGCAGGCAAUGGAGCAGCUGCGGCGCCACCAUGAGCGUGAGCUGCAGCGGCUGCAACAGGAGAAGGAGCGGCUGCUGGACGAGGAGAGGGCGGCCACGGUCUCGGCCAUCAAGGCCAUGGAGAAGGCCCACCAGGAGGAACUGAACCGGGAGCUGAGCAAAACCCGGAGUCUCCAGCAGGGCCCCGAUGGCCUCCGGAAGCAGCACCAGUCCGACGAGGAGGCGCUGAAGCGGGAGCUGCAGGUGCUGUCGGAGCAGUACUCGCAGAAGUGCCUGGAGAUCGAGGCGCUGACGCAGCAGGCCGAGGAGCGGGAGGACACGCUGCAGCGCUGCCAGCAGGAGGGCCAGGAGCUGCUGCGCCACAACCAGGAGCUGCACGCGCGCCUCUCCGAGGAGAUAGACCGACUGCGCAGCUUCGUGGCCUCGCAGGGCACCAGCAACAGCUGUGGGCGCAGCAGUAAGCGGAGUUCCUGCGAGCUGGAGGUGCUGCUGCGGGUGAAAGAGAGCCAACUCCAGUACCUGAAGAAGGAGGUGCAGUGCCUCCGGGACGAGCUGCAGACCAUGCAGAAGGACAAGCGCGUCACCUCGGGAAAAUACCAGGAUGUGUAUGUGGAGCUGAACCACAUCAAGACAAGGUCUGAGCAGGAGAUCGAGCAGCUGAAGGAGCACCUGCGGCUUGCCAUGGCCGCCCUGCAGGAGAAGGAAGCCAUGUCCAAUAGCCUGGCGGAGUAGAGAUGGGCGCUACGGACGCCACAAAGCCUGCACCCACCCACACCCAUCUCCCAAGUGGCUUCUGGUGCUGUGUGUCUUUGCACUGGGAGAAACAGCCCAGGCAGCCUGCAGGGAAGGACCUGGUCACCCCCAUUGCUGGGCGGCCUCCCCAGCCCUCAGCAUCCACCCUCGUCUCCCAGGUCCUCCUGGCCCAGCCAGCUGCACACCCUAACCCAAGGGGACCAGCGGCCUCCUUCCCUGAUGGAGGGAAGUCAGACGCCAAGCCUCCCCCCUCCUAUGGGCCAAGGGUGUGUACGCACCUGCAACACACACACAGGUAUACACAAGCACACACAUAUGCACACACACACCAGCACGCACACACACAAACACCGGCGUAUCUGAGCAUGCCCCUCGCACUGGGUCUUACCUUGCACCUUCUUCAGGAUUUUAUAUGUGAAGAGAUUUUUAUAUAGAUUUUUUUUUCCUCCCAAACUCUUUAUACUUUUUGAAAAAGCAAAUCCUAGUGGCAUCCGGUUCUGCUGUGGCCCCUGCCUGGGCUUCUGGGCCGUGGCCCUGGUGAUGGAUGCUGCCCAGGAGAGUCAGAGCCAGCGCCCUCUUCCCACCCUACCUCCUACUAACGACUUCCUGCCUGGGGUGCACUCGCACUCUGGGGCUCUGGAUAGAGGGGCAGAGGAACAGAGGGAGCCAGCAGCCCCACAUCCCCCUGAGGGAUGCUGGGUGUAGAACCGUUGGUGUCACCCAUGAAGGCACCUCUCCUCCACAAACCUGUUUGUUUUUUUGUGGGGGGAGGGUAUCGGGAAUUGAACUCAGGACCUGACGCUUGCCAGGCAGGUGCUGUGCCACUGAGCUAAAUUCCCAGCCCCAUUCCACAAACCUUCUUAACUUAAUAAAAUGUUCCUGCAGCUCUGA